Messenger RNA from Cutaneotrichosporon oleaginosum, 1330 nucleotides. RefSeq lists its product as uncharacterized. NCBI's taxonomy places the organism in Eukaryota, Fungi, Basidiomycota, Tremellomycetes, Trichosporonales, Trichosporonaceae. The record is from RefSeq and is a predicted model, not a curated record.
UGCUGGACAGACGCGGGGUUCACCUCUCAUCAUUUGACCGACUCCAUCAGCCCUACUUGCCACUCUCGUAGAAGCACCUAUCGACACCCCAGAACCAUGCCGAUAGGCCUAUCGCGCAGCGAGGGGGUGCGCAUUGCCUGGGGCAAGAAGGCCGGUAAACAGUCCGGUGGCGCACCGAAGCCCGUCAACAAGGCAGACCAGCAGGGCGGUGCCGGAGUCAACCCAAACCAGACGGAUGCCGGCGCCCAUGCCCCGGGCAACACUGACGAGAAGAAGGAAAGCACAUUACCUGACACGGACAAGCCAGAGCGUAGAUUACUCCCCACACCCGAGCCAACGGCGCCGAAACCACUCCCUCUCCCCAAACCCGUCGAUGCCUCAUGCCAUCCUUCACCCACCAGCACACCGCCACCACCCCCUCCACAACUCCGGCGUCGCUCCCUUCUGGCCUGCCUCUUCCCGUGCAUGUACGCCCAGCCAAUCCACGACACGUGGGACUACAACCCACCCCCAUCGCAGAAGACACCUCUUCGAGCUCCAUCCCCCGCCUCUGAAUGCUCCUGGACGCACCACGACUCGUAUUACCCCUCCUUCGAGCCAGACACGCCAAAGCAGACGACGUACUUUCCCAAAUUCGACGACUUCAAAUCGCGACACCACGCCAAAGCUGAUGCGGCUGCCGCAUUCCACGCUCAGCUCGUAGGGCAUCCUGUGUGCGUACACUACCCCGAUCUCCCGGCAUUUGAAGAGUACAAGAAAGCUGGGGUCGGGUGGAAGGAGACCCAGUGGGGGACGCAGAACUGGAUGGGCUUUGGAUGGGAUGGAGAACGUCUGCCGAACGCCCAAGGCCAAUACUUCUCGGCGCCAAUGCCCAAGGGCGUGCCGAUCGCUAGACCUAACCAGCAAGGUGGCACUGGAAAUAAAAAGAAAGGCAAGGAGGGGGAAGGUGGUGGUGGUGGUGGUGGUGGUGGCGGCGGGAAUGGGAAGAAGGGCAAGAACUAGAAGUACAACGGUGACAGCACCGAUCGACCGCCAAGACGAAACUCACAUCUAUAGCCAGUCCGUAGACGACAUGCAUUAGGAUCUUGCAACGCUAGAGCUUGUACACGAUCGCGAAACCACUGUGGUCAGCCUACCCAGCGCUUGACUCACUCCCAGCUCUUGUCCCCCACCGUCUGGAUCGCGCUCGCAAGCACAGUCUUACCACCGUCCUUCUCUAUCCAGUCGUACAUCUUGCGCAAGCCCGAACAAUCUGGGUCGACCUUGGUGCCAUCAGGCACAGCUAUGCUGGAAUCAGCUUCACCGCGUCCCCCACAAGGCCAAGGAAGAC